Messenger RNA from Lineus longissimus, 2544 nucleotides. RefSeq lists its product as uncharacterized. NCBI's taxonomy places the organism in Eukaryota, Metazoa, Nemertea, Pilidiophora, Heteronemertea, Lineidae. The transcript is spliced from 4 exons. Bases 34 to 1926 code for a protein of 630 amino acids. The record is from RefSeq and is a predicted model, not a curated record.
UUGAUUCAGCGUCUUGUUGAUGUUUGUCGGUUGAUGGCUUCCUCAACAGCUGCGAUGAUGUUCCUGUCAUCACUCCUACUUGGAAUGGUGCUGGAUCUAACUCUUGCACAAGAAACCACAAAACCGGAAGUGAUAGCUGUUGCGGUACUGGUGCCUCUUUUCCUCAUCAUAGCGGUCCUGAUAGUGGUUUUCGUAGUAUGUAGACGGAAAGUCCUGCAGGAAAAAAGAGAGGAAAUUUUUUCGGGAUCAGGUGAUUCGGAAAAUGAUGCGAUAGACACCGGAUUAAGUAAUGGAUAUGUUGAUGACGAUAUAAUGGAGAAGGAGGUGGCAGCGGUGGAUGUUAUGCGAAUGCAUGGAUCAGCAGAGUCAGAAGAUCCGGGACAUGGAUGUAAUGGUCCUACAGAUGAGAGGUUGAGUUCAAAUGGAUUGCUAAAGGGAGAGGGUUGUGUUGUCAGGACGUGUACAGAGGAGAAUGUAGUUGUGCAAAACGGAGCCUUAGAGAGAGAUUGUGAAACGAUUUCGUCUGUAGAGGAACAGGAAAAGGAAUGUGAUAACAAACUGUCGGUGAACGAUGAAACUGACACGGGGCUUGUUGGUGCAGAGGAUGGCGGCAGUGAUGUUGGUUUGGAUGCGGGGAAGGAUUGUAUGAAAGAGAAUGCUGGCGAUGACAUUGGAGGAGAAGUGCAGGGGACAGAAGCAGUCCCAGUAUUAAAGAAUUCGACCAUGAAUGAGAAAAGUCUAGGUGGCGGUGUGACAGACAGUCUGUUGGGGAGGGAAACUGGUGUGGAAGUAGAAAAUCUGGAGGUACUGAUAGAUGGCGAUCAAAAACAGAGCUGUUUUGAAGGCAACUAUGCGACAGUAGGUGAAGAACAGUUUGGAGACGAUGUUGAAAAAGAAGAUGAUGUGGGGUUUGGAAUUGAGGACGGAAAUUCACCAAGGAGAGACUUGGGUGAAAGUGACGAAUAUCUUGAGCAAGAGGAAGACAACUAUGCGACAAUUGGUGGCGAUGUUGAUGUUGAGACAGAGAAUAGUGGAUCGGGAAUAGAGAAUGGAAACCUUGCCGAAGGUAUGAGUGUUGAAAAGAAAAAAGAGAAGAUUUUCCUUAAUCGUUUCAAAAGAUCAAAUGGUGGCAGCCAAUCUGUUACAUCCGCGAACCAGCCUGUUGAGGAGCCAGUCUAUGCUGCUGUUGACCUGAGUAAAAAGAAAAGGUCAAGGUCAGAAAAAGCUGCGGGCGAGGCUAAGUUGAAAGUGGACGAGGUUGCAUCGAGUGACGAUACUGAAAUGUAUUAUAGACUUGACAGAAACAGGGCGUCCAAAUCGAAAGAAGGUCAAGGGCAAAAUGAUGACAAGGCCAUGCCAAAAGGACGCGUAAGUGACAUGAGUGGAAGAGAAGAAACAGUUUUGAUUGAGAAUGAUAUAUAUUCGCAAACGCCACCUGGUUGGCAAAGAAAAGGCAGCGCUGCAGACAACAAUAGGGCGAAAAAUGGUGUGUCAGACGGGGCCCACGAUGGGGCAGGUUCAUAUAGUGAUGAAAAACAGCGUAAUACAGAGGAACUGGAUGACAGGCUAGAAGGAGAACACGAAGAACCUGGCUAUGAAAGCUUUGAAGGUGAAGACUCGGCCGCGACCAAGGCUGUAAAUUUGAAUGCGAGGUAUCACAAUUACACCGAGGUUGAUCUAAUCUUAAAUACGGACGACGAGGUCAAGAAGUCAAAACCACGGGUUCCUAACUUCAGGCCAGAAAUUCCUCCGGCGAAACAAGAUGGCGGCAGCUACGUUGACCCUGAUUAUGAAGCUUUCGGAAAUGACGUACCGGAAGGGGGUGUUGACCCUGACUAUGCGAGUAUGAACAAUUCAGAUAAAGAGUCGGAGGAAGACCAUUAUGCAACCGUGGGUGGUGAGGCAAGCCGGGAGGAUCAGUCAUAGUGUGUCCAGUUGUGAUGAAGUGGAGCUUUCACUUUUUUAUCCACACCAAACCAACAUGCUGUGUAUAUAUCGCGAUUCACUUUGUGACUUUUUGUUGCGCGUAUAUUGUAUUAGAAAGAUAUAUUUUCCAUAGAUACAUGUAUAAAUAUACUAAGAGCCUUGAUUGGUCGGAUUGAGUUGUUUGUCAACCAAUAGAACCAGCGACCUGUAGGUUUGAAUGCCCUGAAAAAACACUGGAGAAUUGACUGUGAGUCAUCUAAUUUUCUUUUUACAGAGAAAACCUCUGAAUAUUGGUUUUUUUUGAUGUACACGAUUUACUUUGACUUAAUGAUCAUGGCUAAGAAUGGAAUAACUUCUCCAAAUCACGUGAGAGAGGGCCUAGAAUCGGAUGGGCGUGAUCCCGGUCACAUGAUCGGGGACUUUCAAGUCGUGUUCACCAGAUUACUUCCUGGUUCAUAUAUUAUGGAACACGCAUCCUGUCAUAACAAGUGGUUUAAAUUACGUGUAUACUCUGCCGGUCGAUAUUUUGGAUACGAGGCAGGAGUAUCAAAAACCUGAUCUCAGGAUGUGGACGAUAUGUAUUUCGUAAAAGCCGAGGAAAGUACCUGUCACAAUAAA